Amphimedon queenslandica is the source of this 663-nucleotide messenger RNA. RefSeq lists its product as uncharacterized. The transcript has a single exon. Gene Ontology annotation, molecular function: DNA binding. The record is from RefSeq and is a predicted model, not a curated record. Gene Ontology annotation, cellular component: nucleus. NCBI's taxonomy places the organism in Eukaryota, Metazoa, Porifera, Demospongiae, Haplosclerida, Niphatidae. The coding region runs from base 1 to 663 and encodes 220 amino acids.
AUGGAAAAACGAGGAACAAAAAGAGUUGAAAUUGAAGGUAUUGAUGACAAGAGGCAGAUUACUGCCGUGUUCGCAUGCACUCUCUCUGGGAAAUUCCUCCCAAUUCAGCUAAUAUACCAAGGCACUACACAGAAGUGCCUUCCAAAAGGUGUAUCUUUUCCUAAUAAUUGGCACCUGACGUAUACUAGCAACCACUGGAGCAAUGAGAAAACUACAGUUGAGUAUUUGAACUCAAUUAUACUACCAUAUGUACGUAAUACAAGAAGUCAGUUCAGUCUUGAUGCUACUCAUCCAGCUCUCGUCUUAUUCGAUGUAUUUAGGGGGCAAUGUACUGACCAAGUAUUCAAGAUUCUCGAAGAAAACAAUAUUUUUUAUGUAUUAAUACCACCAAACUGUACUGAUAGACUUCAGCCCCUUGAUCUUAGCAUCAAUAAGCCAGCUAAGGAUUUCAUGAAACGGCAGUUUCAAAAUUGGUAUGCCUCCAUUAUUUUGAAGCAGUUAGAAGAUGGUGUGGAAGAGUCAGUAGAUCUUCGGCUAACAAUAAUGAAACCAUUGAUGGCCAACUGGAUGAUUGACCUAUAUCAAUACUUCACUACACAACCUCAGCUAAUUGUCAAUGGAUUUCAAGCAGCUGGAAUAACAAGCAGUCUUAGUGAGGUGUAA